AUGGACCACCAGGAGCCCUACUCCGUGCAGGCCACUGCGGCCAUCGCGGCGGUCAUCACCUUCCUCAUCCUCUUCACCAUCUUCGGCAACGCGCUGGUCAUCUUGGCUGUGCUGACAAGCCGCUCGCUGCGAGCCCCGCAGAACCUGUUCCUAGUGUCGCUGGCCGCCGCCGACAUCCUGGUGGCCACGCUCAUCAUCCCUUUCUCGCUGGCCAACGAGCUGCUGGGCUACUGGUACUUCUGGCGCACCUGGUGCGAGGUGUACCUGGCGCUCGACGUGCUCUUCUGCACCUCCUCCAUCGUACACCUGUGUGCCAUCAGCCUGGACCGCUACUGGGCCGUGAGCCGCGCGCUGGAGUACAACUCCAAGCGCACCCCGCGCCGCAUCAAAUGCAUCAUCCUCACCGUGUGGCUCAUCGCAGCUGUCAUCUCGCUGCCGCCCCUCAUCUACAAGGGCGACCCGGCUCCGCAGCCCCGAGGGCGCCCCCAGUGCAAGCUCAACCAAGAGGCCUGGUACAUCCUGGCCUCCAGCAUCGGAUCUUUCUUUGCACCCUGCCUUAUCAUGAUCCUUGUCUACCUGCGGAUCUAUCUGAUCGCCAAGCGCAGCCACUGCAGAGGUCCCAGGGCCAAGGGGGGCCCUGGGGAGGGGGGGUCUAAGCCGCCCCACCCUGUCCCUGGGGAAGUUUCAGCCUCGGCCAGAUUGCCAACUCUGGCCUCUCAACUGGCUACUGCUGGAGAAGCCAAUGGAUGCUCCCAGCCCACUGGGGAGAAGGACGAGGGGGAGACCCCUGAAGACCCUGGGACCCCCGCCUUGCCACCCAGCUGGCCUGCCCGCCCCAGCUCAGGCCAGGGUCAGAAGGAAGGUGUUUGUGGGACAUCUCCAGAGGAGGAGGGGGCUGAAGAGGAGGAGGAGGGGGUGUGUGAGCUGAAGGCCUCGGCAGCGUCUCCCGCCUCAGCUUGCAGCCCAUCCCUGCAGCAACCACAGGGUUCCCGGCUGCUGGCAACCCUACGUGGCCAGGUGCUCCUGAGCAGGGGCAAGGGCACUGCGGGGGGGCAGUGGUGGCGGCGGCGGACGCAGCUGACCCGGGAGAAGCGGUUCACGUUCGUGCUGGCCGUGGUCAUCGGCGUCUUCGUGCUCUGCUGGUUCCCCUUCUUCUUCAGCUACAGCCUGGGUGCCAUCUGCCCUCAGCACUGCAAGGUGCCCCACGGCCUCUUCCAGUUCUUCUUCUGGAUUGGCUACUGCAACAGCUCGCUGAACCCUGUCAUCUACACCAUCUUCAACCAGGACUUUCGUCGUGCCUUCCGAAGGAUCCUUUGCCGCAAGUGGACCCAGACGGCCUGGUGAGCCCACCUGCCCGCUGCCCGUGUGGGGUUGGUGCCAGGGCCACCCU
Molecule: messenger RNA, 1390 nt
Organism: Globicephala melas (long-finned pilot whale)
Lineage: Eukaryota; Metazoa; Chordata; Mammalia; Artiodactyla; Delphinidae
Gene: ADRA2B
Product: adrenoceptor alpha 2B
Biological process (GO): regulation of vasoconstriction; adenylate cyclase-activating adrenergic receptor signaling pathway; platelet activation
Cellular component (GO): plasma membrane
Molecular function (GO): alpha2-adrenergic receptor activity; epinephrine binding
Source: RefSeq, a predicted model, not a curated record